UGGGAAUAAAAGUUAAGCUAAGUGAUUACAAUUCUCUGAAUUUUUUUUCAGGAUACAUACUGGUUACUUCUAUUGACUGCUUGUACUGGGUCUAUCCAGCAUGGAGUUAACUUCCUUCAUAGCAGCUCCUGUGAUGCUGUGGUUUAGAUUUGUGACCAAAACAAUACUGAUAACAGGCUAAUGCUUUAGCUAUUUCUGAGCAGUGUUUACACAGCAUCAAGGCCUUCUCUGUUUCUCACUCUGACCCUCCAGCUGGGGGGCAAGAGGUGGGGAGGGGACACAACCGGGCAGAUAACCUGAUCUAACCAAGGAGAUCCUCCAUGCCAUGUAGUUCCAUGCUAAGCAACAAAAAGGAGAGGAGUGGCUUUAGGGAGGUUAGCCAUCUUUUGCUUGGGAAUUGGCUGGGCCUCAGUCUGCCUGUGGGAGGUGGGAUUUGGGGUAUUGGAGUUGCAACUCAGAAAGCAAACUUGAAUCAAAUUCCACUUGGUCGAGAUGUCCAUAGCCUGGUGAUGAGAAAUGAUGGAGCUCUCUACUAUAACAAUGAGGAGAAAAACAGACUACCAGCGAACAACCUUCCUCAGGAAGGUGAUGUGGUGGGCAUUACAUAUGACCAUGUAGAAUUAAAUGUAUAUUUAAAUGGGAAGAACAUGCAUUGUCCAGCUUCAGGAAUCCGAGGGACUGUCUAUCCAGUGGUCUAUGUUGAUGACAGUGCCAUUCUGGAUUGUCAGUUCAGUGAAUUUUAUCACACACCUCCACCAGGGUUUGAAAAGAUCCUUUUUGAGCAACAAAUCUUCUGAAUGUCUUCGUACUGAAAAUUUGCACCCUGCACUGUUACAAAAGCUUUGUCAUCUUAAAUAAAGCUUCACGUUACGUUUAGAAACCAUAUCUGUAUUUUAAGUAAGUACUUGUGACUGUGGUCUGCAGAAUUAAUGUGUUGACUGCAACACCAGGUAACUGUACUGCAAAUAUGAGAUUUCUGGCAAUGAUCUGUAGUUGAGAAUGAGUGUUUGGGGCAGGAUUUUUCUCCGAUUUGUACUUGAUGCAUAAGCAUACCAAGGGACAUUAUUGUCAUCAGUAUUACAAUCAGUAUUUUGAAAAAACUGGAGCUCUGUAAAGCAAAUAGUUCUUAUGCAUACGAUAGCUAUGGAGAUGGAUAGUUCUCUUGACUAUAUUUUUCCCCCUAGCUUUUUCACCGGAAGUUCAUACUUUGUUUAAAGGGAGCACUAUAUGUCCAGCAUGUGAUUUGGAGUUGCGAUGUCCCAGUUGUGCACAGUGACUAGCCAUACAAUGGCAUAACUAGCAGAUAUGGGUACUUUUUCUGCAAGGUAUAGUUGAAUCGAUUCCCUCAGUCUUAGACAAGCAAAUGUAACUUAUUUAUUUCUCCUAGCUUUUAAUUUGCUUUUAUUGUCACAAAUAAUAAUAACACUCUCUAGUAAUACUUUUUUGCUGGACCUUAAAAAUGAAACCUGAACACUACCUGUGUGUUUGAGGACCACCACGCUGCGUUGCUCGUGUAGGAGAGCAAGUACAGAUCACUCAGUUUGGGUAUGUCAAGAGUCAGGUGGGAAGGCUAGGAGAUGUUACGGUGAAGCCUUACAUCUUAAACCGUAAGUUAGAUUAUUCUCUUACGGAAUAGCAUAUUUAAUUUCUUUGUGAAUCAUUUAUGAACGAUUGAUGGCUAAGACAUUGUUCUAAAAUGUGAUGCCCUUGAAUAUAAAUUAUGAGAUGUUUUCUCUUUUUUUGCUCUUGUCGCAUUUAAUAUACUUCCUAAAAGAAUUUUUAUUGUAAAGAAAAUCUUCAUACUGAAUGUUUGUGUUUUGGGUUUUGCUCUUCCUGGGUUAAUGCAUUUUCAUAAAUGAAUUAUUUUAUUUAAAUAUUUUUAGAAAUUACCUGAUUCUGGAAUUUUCAAAUACAAGCAGCUUUCUCAAAGCCUUUCACCUUA
This is a messenger RNA of Neopsephotus bourkii (Bourke's parrot), 1942 nucleotides long. RefSeq names its product SPRY domain containing 7 (gene SPRYD7). Gene Ontology annotation, molecular function: protein binding. The coding region runs from base 321 to 797 and encodes 158 amino acids. The transcript is spliced from 4 exons. Lineage: Eukaryota; Metazoa; Chordata; Aves; Psittaciformes; Psittacidae. The record is from RefSeq and is a predicted model, not a curated record.